Molecule: messenger RNA, 2871 nt
Organism: Anas platyrhynchos (mallard)
Lineage: Eukaryota; Metazoa; Chordata; Aves; Anseriformes; Anatidae
Source: RefSeq, a predicted model, not a curated record
GCUUUGUGUAGGCGGGAACAGCCUGGAUGUAGGGGAGAAGGAAAGGGAGGUGCAAGCCAUACCAUGUUUCUAAAUUUAUUCAUUGCUUAACACACGGGCACAGAACCUGGCUGAGGACAAGACUUAAGUCUUCUCUCUCACGGGAUCACAGAUUGUAGCAAUGGAACAGGUCUCAGAAGCAGUUGGCAAGUUUACAGUUGAUCUUUUCAAGAAGCUGAAUGAGACCAACAACGACAAAAACAUUUUCUUUUCCCCCUGGAGUAUAUCAUCUGCUCUGGCCCUGACAUACCUGGGUGCAAAAGGCAAUACAGCGAGAGAGAUAGGAGAGGUUCUUCAUUUCACUAAAGCUGCGGGAGCUGCUGGGUCGUCUUCUGUGGCCAGACCUUCUCGGGGGAGACCAAAAAGAAGAAAAAUGGACCCUGAUCAUGAGCAAGCUGAAAAUAUCCACUCUGGCUUCAAGGAGCUCCUGACUGCCAUGAACAAACCCAGAAACACCUACUCACUGAGAAGUGCCAACCGUAUCUAUGUGGAAAAAACCUACCCAUUGCUGCCUACAUACAUACAGCUCAGCAAGAAAUACUACAAGGCAGAGCCGCAAAAGGUUAACUUUAAAACAGCACCUGAACAAUCCAGGAAGGAAAUCAACACCUGGGUGGAAAAGCAAACUGAGGGUAAAAUCAAGAAUUUGCUGAAUUCACAAGAUGUGCAAAGCUACACCAAGCUGAUCCUGGUAAAUGCCAUCUACUUCAAGGCAGAAUGGAAGAGAAAUUUAACGGAGGAAUAUUCUUAUCAUGGAAACAAGAACUUCAAAAUGAUUGAGCUACCGUACGUGAAACGUGAACUCAGUAUGUUCAUCCUACUUCCCGAUGACAUCAAAGAUGAACUGGCCAGGCAGAGUAUAAAUUCAGCCUACCCUUCGUGUGAACCGCAGAAACGUUGGAGACACCCAGAGCAGCAGUCUUUCUCCCUGCACAAAACAAGGUUCAGAAUAAUGGAAGCUUUAAAUAAAGCAAACACAAACUUUGCUCUUGACUUUUUCAAGCAUCAGUGUCAAGAAGAUGGCAACAAGAAUAUUUUGUUUGCCCCUUUGAGUAUUUCAUCUGUCCUGGCUACCGUGUAUUUGGGAGCAAAAGGUAACACUGCAGAUCAGAUGGCAAAGGUACUUCACUUUAAUGAAGUUGAAGGAGCCAGAAAUGUCACCACAACCAUAAGAAUGCAAGUCUUUUCCAGAACAGAAGAAUAUCUAUCAAAUCGACGUGCCUGUUUCCAGAAGACAGAAAUUGGCAAAUCAGGCAAUAUCCACACUGGGUUUAAAGCACUCAACUUGGAAAUCAACAAACCCAAUAAAAAUUACAUGCUUAAAAGUGUCAAUCAGUUAUAUGGAGAAAAAUCACUGCCUUUCAGUAAGGAAUACUUACAGUUAGCCAAGAAAUACUACAAUGCAGAGCCACAAGCAGUUGACUUCAUGGGAGCAGCAAAUGAAAUCAGAAGAGAGAUCAACUCCAGGGUUGAAGAGCAGACUGAAGGUAAAAUUCAAAAUCUGUUGCCUCCUGGAUCCAUAGAUUCACUCACCAGGCUAGUCCUGGUAAAUGCACUCUACUUCAAAGGAACUUGGGCAACAAAGUUUGAAGCUGAAGCUACCAGGCAAAGGCCUUUCAGAAUAAACACGCAUACAACUAAACCAGUGCCAAUGAUGUUCCUGAGUGGUAAAUUUAAUUUUACCUACAUAGAAUCAGUCCAGACUGAUGUUGUUGAGCUUCCAUACAGUAAUAAUGACCUCAGCAUGUUUAUCCUCCUACCGCGUGACAUCGCCGGCCUACAAAAGCUAAUAAGAGAAUUGACUUUUGAAAACUUGUCUGCGUGGACCAGCCCGGAAUUAAUGGAGAAAAUGAAAGUGGAGCUGUAUCUGCCCAGGUUCACUGUAGAAGAGAAAUAUAACCUCAAAUCUGCUUUGAGCAAGAUGGGGAUACAAGAUGCCUUCACUGAAGGUCAAGCUGAUUUCACAGGAAUGUCAGAGAAAGAUAAUCUGGUUUUGUCACAAGUUUUUCACAAGUGUUAUGUGGAAGUCAAUGAAGAAGGUACAGAGGCAGCAGCUGCCAGUUCAGCAGCUCUGACGUCACGAAGCCUUGGUGCUGCUAUUAUUUUUGUAGCAGAUCACCCUUUCCUUUUUUUUAUCAGACACAACAGCACCAAGUGCAUCCUCUUCUUGGGAAGGUUCUGCUCCCCCUAAAAGACUGACUGUUACUAAACCAGCCCCUGCAACAACAAUAACAAACACAAUCCACAGCAGGAAGAACUUCUCAACAGCCUGUGCACUUUACCAUUUUCCUGUACUGUUGACAAUCUCUGUUAGAAGAGAGCACAUAUUAAAAAUAACUUAAUGUCAAGCCUCUGGCUCACUUUCCUGGACAAAGAACCCGAAAAUUGUAGAACGGUACCCUAAGCACCAAAAUGUGGCAGAACAACAUUGAUGCGUCUUUUCAGUGCUUUCCAAACCAGAAUUGUCACUAUGCACAACAGACCAGGUUGAUCUAAAAGAGUACUUCCCAACACACUUGCUUUGGCACAUAAGAAGGAAAGAAACAGGAAAAACUCCUUCAUGCAGAAAGAUCUCUGUUAAGCUGGUUGUCCCGGGAGGGUCACCUCAACCACAGCCCUUCUCCUCCUCAGUUUUGUAAGAACUUCACAGCCUAGCACAGCUGGUAAUGAAAUAAAACUGCAAAUUCCUCUGUGUUCCUGAUACUGGUGAUUUGUUCUUGUGUGCAAAGGGGCUAACACAUGGACUUUCUAAUCUCUGCCCUACAUCAAUUGGCAAAUACUGAAACAACAACACAGAACUGGAGGAAAAUAAAACAUGUGCCUUGAAAACCU